ACCGAACCCUCGCGAUACAGUAGCAAUUAGAGCUAGCUGGGAAGGCUAACACAGUAUCUCGGCGUACAGUGACGACCCUAACGCCAUCUUUUUGCUCCUUCCGCUCCACUCCUACUCGAAACAAUUGAGGAAGAUUUAGGUUAAAUCCCGCUCUAAAUCCGUUACCAGACAGGCUUCACUUGUUUCUGAAAUCCCAGAUUCCUUGAGGCUAAAUUCAUGGACGAAAUCGCUUCCCGGCAAGAGAAGGUGCGCAAGUUUGAGGAAUUCGUGGACCGUCGCCUCAAGCCGGACCUCGUCAAAGCUGUCGCCCAACGGGAUAAGGUUUUCCAGCGGCAGAAAGUCUUCCAAGAUCUCAGGAGGAAUAUACAGAACUUGGAGAAGAAUGGCGUGACUUCUCUCCGCACCAUGGUUAAUCUCGGGUCUGAAGUCUUCAUGCAAGCUGAUGUGCCUGAUACACGACAUAUUUUUGUUGACAUUGGAAUGGGUUUUCAUGUGGAAUUUACUUGGUCUGAAGCCUUGGAAUUCAUUUCAGUGAGAGAGUCGAGAUUAGCCAAACAAAUAGAAGAUUAUACCCACCUAAUAGCUACAGUGAAAGCCCAGAUCAAAUUGGUUUGCGAAGGUAUCCGAGAACUGCUUCAGAUACCAGCAGAGUGAGAAGAGGUGUUAUGCUUUGCUGCUUACUGAUUCUCAUACUGUAAGUGCUUCUUCAUUUCCUCAUUGGCGUAUAUGGUAGACACAACAACGCCGACACAAGUUUUAGCCGUAAUUAUGGCUGUUUAAGCAGAGAUGAUAGAGAUAGUUGUGUAUCCCGUACAGUAAAACUGAAUUCACCUAAUUUUAUUAAAGAUUGUACUCUCUUCAAAGAAAAGGCUGGUGGCUUAUCAUAUUUGCGUGUUAAUAUGCUGGCUGA
This is a messenger RNA of Phalaenopsis equestris, 910 nucleotides long. Its product is annotated as protein UXT homolog. Gene Ontology annotation, biological process: negative regulation of transcription by RNA polymerase II; positive regulation of transcription by RNA polymerase II. The record is from RefSeq and is a predicted model, not a curated record. Gene Ontology annotation, molecular function: transcription corepressor activity. Lineage: Eukaryota; Viridiplantae; Streptophyta; Magnoliopsida; Asparagales; Orchidaceae. The transcript has 7 exons. Gene Ontology annotation, cellular component: mediator complex; chromatin. Bases 217 to 654 code for a protein of 145 amino acids.